UCUAACCCCAACCCUAACUAUUGCGUCGUUAGGAGUGGGCGGGAUUUCCUGCUGAAUUUAGCAUUUUGGCCUCUGUUGAAGGGCACUUGUUCUAUUCCGUUCAUAAGGGUGGUGUGUUUAAGGACCAGCAAAUUUCAAACAUGGGCGGACACGACUCCGGAACUCAACAUCAGUUUACUGGCUUUGCCAAGUACUUCAAUGCGUACACGAUCACAGGCAGGAGGAACUGCGUCUUGCUGACAUACGGCUGCAUAGCUGGCAUGGUCCUCCUCUUCAAGUUGAGGCCCAAAAAACAGGCUGCGGUCACGUCGCAUUGAUAUGUCGUCUCCUGACUGUUCUGUAGUACAGUGGCUGAGGUUUAGCGGCAGCUGGAUGUGCUCAUAAUAACACCAUAUUGUUUGGUAUCACAGUGUAUUUAACAAUAAAAAUGUAACUCACCA
Molecule: messenger RNA, 440 nt
Organism: Esox lucius (northern pike)
Lineage: Eukaryota; Metazoa; Chordata; Actinopteri; Esociformes; Esocidae
Gene: atp5mk
Product: ATP synthase membrane subunit DAPIT
Exons: 4
Coding region: 141-317 (58 amino acids)
Source: RefSeq, a predicted model, not a curated record